AUGGCUUCCGUCUCGGUCGUUGACGAAGCAGCACCAAGUAGUACUUGUGUUACCCGCGGCCAAGGUCCAGCACCAGGCUCUGCUGAAAAGGAAGCGUGGGACCCGUUCGGCAGCGAUUGUCGCGAGGACGCCUUCGCUCGGCUCUUGUCGGCUGCAAACCGGCCGGCCGGAUCAUCAACGACUACUGCUUCCACAUCCCAACCAGCAGCAGGACCAGCGUCCUCGUCCUGGGAUCCGUUUGCAAGCACUGGCGACGGAAAGGAGAACCGUGGAAAUGCCUUGUCGAAGCUCCUCGCAUCUCCCAGCCAGCCCAACGGCAGUAGCAAGGGCAGGAGUGGUCCGUCGAGUGCGAAGAGAAAGCGUCCGGCCGUGGGCUCUACCUUGCUGAGUGCUGCCGCGGCGGGGGGAGCGCGAGCUGGGGGGGCGGGGAAUGCGGAGGCUUUGACCCGGUUUUGCGAGUGCCCCGUGUGCGGGAAGAGGGUCCUUAUCGAGAUGUGCAGCAAGCAUCUCGACACGGAGUGUAACGGGCUGGACGCGACACCCCCCGCCGCCACCGAGACAGCAAAAUCACCGCUUUCUGCUGCGACCGAGAGCCGGGGAGCCUCGGAACCCAUUCCCCCGGCAACACCACCGCCAUCAGCGCUUGCAGCAGGUUCUUGUCGGUCCGUGCUUGCGUCCCCGCCGCUUGAGGAAGGAAAGGGCGAUGAUAGCCGCGCAAGGACAGCGGCUCGAGUAGCGGAAGAUGCCCCGCGUGGACAAGGGCAGCAACCCUCGGGCGAUGCAGCAAGCUCAAGCGCGCGAGCAGCAGCCUCGACGUUUCCCGCUCCUGCCGCAUCCCCUGCCUUCGAAACCGCUGCUGCUGCUGCUGCUGCUGCUACUGCUGCAGCCAAGCCGGCGGCGUCUUCUCGGGCAAGGAAGCUAGGUCGAAAACGAGUAGCGGCAGCAGAGGCGAUGACAGCUUGUCCCGUCUGCGGGAAGCAGAUUCAGGCGGACCUGUGCAGCUUGCACUUGGACACGGACUGCUCCGGCGUUACGCCUUCGGGCGGCGGGCUGAAGGAGGAGGUCCGCGACGAGGUGGGCUCGGGAAACGGCGGAGAGGCGGACAGCGGCAAAGCCGUGCCCAAGAAGGACGUUGGGAGCGAGGCGGCGGGGGGACUGAACGCCCUUGCGGCGGAGCUGACUUGUCCAAUUUGUCUUUGUGUGUUCGAGGAUGCGCAUUCCUUGCCGUGCAGCCACCGGUUUUGCCUGGAGUGCAUCCUGGGAUGCUUCAAGUCGAGCAAACGGCAGGAAUGCCCGCUGUGCAAGAUCCCUGCAUGGAAGAGAGACUUGACAAGGGACGUUUCUAUCCAGAACAUAAUUGCCGCUUACCGAAGGAUGGCAGCGUAGCAAGCAGUAUCUGCCACGCUGUAGGAACUAAUUAUAUAUCCUCUCUCGAGGCAAAGUUGAUUUGAGCUGAGGGUUAAGUGGCUCGGUUUCAUUGGUCACUGCUCAGAACGUGCUCUACGACGUGGGCACAGCAGGUGUGGGUAUGAGAUUGAAAUGACCGUGCAUGGAAGACUCUUAUUUUUUGGUAUUGUGACGUGCCGGCAAGCGAUUGUUGGUGUGGUGCUUGGACCAUGAUCACGUUCCCAUUAUUACGUAUCGCGGCUGAUGUUGUUCCUCUUUUUCUACCAAGAUAGAGCUCAGCGAUGUAGGUAGGCAGAGAGAGAGCGAGAGAAGAAAGAGAGAGAUACACACACAUAGACAACAGAGAGGGAGAGCAGAGGUACUCGACGGCUGAGACCAGUUUAUGAACGAUCACAUGUUCACGUUAUGCGCUGUCGUAAGAUGAUCGACAGAGGUCUGAGGCCGUAUCAAGUAUUCGAUUUUUUCCCCCGUAGCCAACGCAUUUGUUCGGUGCGGACCUACUUGGAAGGGUUCCGUUCGGGAUCUGAAAUUGUUUUGGGUGCCUUACACGUUUGGGUGGGCAACAGCCAUCAUCGUCGGUGUGGUGUUUUUUGUGCUGUUUUGUUUUGGUGUGUAAAUAAUUUUUCCUGUUUUUCGUCACAGCACCCGGCGACAUGUUGCCAUAGUUUUCAGUUGAAGUAUGCAGAGUUUCUCUUGCAGUCUGGAUUGGAUUUUUGUUAGUGUUUUGUGUCGUGGAGUUAGUCGGCACGUGAAAUGGCUUGCCCUGUCCAGAAGGUACAGGCCGGUUUUAGAUCCGUUGGACGAACGACACGCCGAUUGUUUGACGUUAGGAUGAAAUGAUGAGGUGAUCGUUACGAAGUGAAGUGCCGCGUGUCAUUCCCACGGUUCAGAAUUGCCCAGGCUCAACCCAAGGUGGUGAAACACCUCGCACACAAAACCACGAACGUGUCUUUAGAAUCAUCGACCAAAAACAACACGGAGCACACUAUCCGUUCCCGUUAAAAUCUCUGGAAAGAAGACGAAAAGGGGAAUGAAUCACUUAAUUGAAGGGACAUCCCUUGGUUACAUUCAUUCGUCACAUAUCUCACGAACACGGUUCGCUUCAGGCUGGUUUUGUUCCUGCCGCCCUUGGUGAUUGUUGACGUACUUGUUUUAACUGAUUCGUUCACGGUCUCGGGGCGUCUUUGAUGCCUCCAUGAACGCCUCGUGUACGGGCCAACAUCGAACCCAUCGUUGCUAGGCAGACCGUGAUGGGAGAGGGAAAGGUCCAUGUGGACAAGUUCAUUUCUGGAUGGUAGCCGUGCGUACGGACGUAGUUGAACCCUUCGUUGCCGACCUCACUGACGGGACAAGUGAAGGUUCAAAGACUUUUGACCGCACAAGCUAUUACCCCGACCAACCCCGCACGGGGUUGUAGAGGGCAGUGAUGCCGUCACGGAAGUGAUUCGG
Molecule: messenger RNA, 2856 nt
Organism: Ectocarpus sp. CCAP 1310/34
Lineage: Eukaryota; Phaeophyceae; Ectocarpales; Ectocarpaceae
Source: the annotation of a GenBank genome assembly